Molecule: messenger RNA, 1929 nt
Organism: Plasmodium vivax (malaria parasite P. vivax)
Lineage: Eukaryota; Apicomplexa; Aconoidasida; Haemosporida; Plasmodiidae
Exons: 1
Coding region: 1-1485 (494 amino acids)
Source: RefSeq, a predicted model, not a curated record
AUGAAGGGUCUGCCGAUUCGUCUGAUCCGGAACCUCCUCCCGAGUGUAACCCUAAACAGAAUAAAUUGUACCCACUUAUUGAAGCACCUGGAAAAUGUGUGUGAGCAUAUGGCCCUGGUGGGGAGGUACACCCAGGGGGGGUCAGCGCGAAGGAGAGUGACAAGUAGGCACAUGAAGAAGGUGGAGAGGAACAAAGGGGGAGGCACCUCCACGAAGGAGACAAUCGGAAGGAGUAAAUUAUUUGACCAAGUGGAUGAGCAGCUUAACAAAGCGGUGGUUCUUCUCCCGGAGUUUGGGCCCAGUGGAAUCAUUCGGUUGUUAUAUGCUUUGCAAAAAAUAAAAGAUGAAAAAAAAAAGAGAAAAAAAAAAAGCGUCCUCAAACGGAUUGAGUACUACCUACUGCGAGGCUCCCUGAAUGAUAGCCUUUACCAUUUUUGGAGUCACCUAAGGAUAAAUGAUGCCAUCCUCUUGUUUAGGAUGUUUAUAAAGAACAGCUAUUUUGAGCCAGCCCUUCUUGGCAAGCUCAUCGGGGAGGUGGUGCACAAUGGGGAGUUCUGCACAUCCUCCGACGUGGUGCUUUUCCUGCGUUCGUAUCAUUUUUACAGAUGGAAGGUAAAGAGGAUUAAACGAUGGAGGUGUAGAGAAGUUUCCCUCUCGGAUGACUGCCUCAGGAAGCUCUUCCACCUCAUCGUGCGCAACCAGUUUGAUCUCACCCACAAGGAGAUGUGCACCUUUUUUUGCCUCUUCUCCAUCUACGGGCGUGUUUUGCCCUUUGAUGAGCGGUGGGUAAUUUAUAGCAAGGCGAUCCAAUUUGUAGAGAGGACUCAACUGGCCUACUCCCCAAGACAAGUGAAAAGUUUCAUCCUAAGUCUCUUUAGGGUUAGCUCCUUCCUGUUUGAUGGGGCGGGGGUCCCUCAAGGGGGGAGCGAUUCCCAUGUGGAGAGACUCUCUGAGGAGGGUCUAUCUGAGGAGGGUCUAUCUGAGGAGAGCCUAUCUGAGGAGGGUCUUUCCGUGGAGAAACUAUCUGAAGAGUGCCUACCCGUGGUGAAGCCCACCUUGCGCAGCUUAUUUCACCUUUACAAGAGCCAAAAUACGGACGUCCGGGUGGAAGACGAGUUGCGAAUCCUGGAGAGCGCCCUGCACAGUCACUACUACCACUAUGACAGCCUCGAGAGCAUUCUCUUCCACAUAAAGAAUAACUUUGCCCAGUUGGGCCUUUCGAAUGGGCUAAAAUUUGUUCGCUUGGUUAGGAAGCUGCGAGGUGUGCACUUGGCCGAUGGGGCGGUGCAUACAGAGGUGUGCAUGUCAAACACGGAGAGGAAAUUUGUGCGCCAUAUGUUGGACCACAUUUUAAGCAACUGCGCGGAGGUAUUCAGGGCCCGGUAUAGGUACCCUCCGCGGAAAGUUAGGGGCGUCCUCUCACUUGACCGCUUCGCGCCUGUGGAGGGGGAGCCGAACCACGAGAUCACCGGUUUGCAUCCCUAGGGGCACGUCUCCAGUUCUUGGCCGAGUUACUUUUUUUUUAAUUUAUUUUAUUUUAUUUUUUCUAUUUUUGCUGCUCCCCCGUGAGAGGUGGCGUGCUGGACCGCUCGCUGGUACAUCUCAUGCUGGUGGGCCUUCACCUGAGCGGGCCCUUCGGAAUGACCUGACCCCCACGAGAAGGGGCACACGCACAUGCCAACUUAAUGAACACGUGAGAACAUACGAAGUGGAUGGCUACACCACGGUCGCUAAAAUGAUAAGCAGUUUGAUGUGCACAGAGUGGGGACCGCCCGUGGGGGAGACUAUACUGCUGCGGAUCGCAGCAUCUGCGUCGGAAAGGAAGAAAAAAAAAAAAAGGAAAAAAAAGGAAAAUUCCUCCAUUUUUUCGUUUUUACCGCUUUUUUUUUGCCGUACAUUUUAUAGUAACAACUGGGGCAAUUUUCUCCC